Messenger RNA from Drosophila miranda, 354 nucleotides. Its product is annotated as chymotrypsin inhibitor SCI-I-like. Lineage: Eukaryota; Metazoa; Arthropoda; Insecta; Diptera; Drosophilidae. The transcript has 2 exons. The record is from RefSeq and is a predicted model, not a curated record. Gene Ontology annotation, molecular function: serine-type endopeptidase inhibitor activity. Bases 28 to 294 code for a protein of 88 amino acids.
CAAUAAUCUGAAAGAUACAGAUUGCCAAUGAGAAUGAAGUUUAUCUCCAUCGUAGGCAUCAUCUUAGCUUUGUCUGGAGUUGAGCCUUUCAUUGAGCCACCGAAGAUAAAAAAUCCGAUCUGUUUUCAAGAACCGGGCAAAAACUCAGAUGGAAAUACCACUUGCUACGACUUUGAGCCACGUUUCAGCUAUUACAACAAUACAAACGAGUGCAAGGGCUUUUUGUACGGCGGGUGUGGUGAGAAUGAUAAUAAUUUCUUCAACUUAAUUGGAUGCGAGGCCGAAUGCAUGUAAUAAACCAUUGCUAAAACUAUAUACACGAAUUCUUCAGCAAUAAAAGGAUAUGCAGUGGAA